AUGCGACGAUGCGACCUUCCCAUCGCUCCGACUACAUUAUGUAUUUUCGUGUCGGAUGAUAGCGUGUGCGGCGCGGCGUUCCGUCGAGAUAGUGACGUCACGGCGGCGUAUCACUCUCGGCGACGGGGCGACUACGACGACGAUACGUGCCCAGUGCCCACGGCCAGUGUACCGUUACUCGCUCGCAAGUCACAACUCAUUACUCACAAGUCACACUAA
Messenger RNA from Macrosiphum euphorbiae (potato aphid), 219 nucleotides. NCBI's taxonomy places the organism in Eukaryota, Metazoa, Arthropoda, Insecta, Hemiptera, Aphididae. The record is from the annotation of a GenBank genome assembly.